Molecule: messenger RNA, 804 nt
Organism: Chilo suppressalis (striped riceborer)
Lineage: Eukaryota; Metazoa; Arthropoda; Insecta; Lepidoptera; Crambidae
Source: the annotation of a GenBank genome assembly
AUGGAAAAAAACAUAAAAAAUAAAGUCGUCGUCAUUACAGGCGCUUCCAGAGGAAUUGGCUACAGUAUUGCUGAUACAUUUUUAAAUGAAGGCGCAAAACAUUUAGUAAUUUUAGACAUCAAUGAAGAAGUUGGUGAAAAGGCCGCUACCACGCUUAACAGCAAAUUUGGUGCAAAAAAGGUGUCAUUUUUUAAAUGUGAUGUUAUAAUUGAUUUAGAUAGAGUUUUCGAUAAAAUCUUGGAGAAAUUCAAAACCAUCGAUAUUCUCAUUAAUAAUGCUGGAGUAUUACAUGAACAAUGCAUCAAGAAAACAAUAGCGGUUAACACUACUGCUCUGAUUGAGUGGACAAUGAAAUUCUGGGACUGCGCAAGGAAAGAUAAGGGAGGUGCUGGAGGCACUGUGAUAAACGUAGCGUCUUUAUAUGGGUUCCUUGUUGAUCCAUUUCUACCAUUUUAUAAAGCUUCAAAACAUGCUGUUCUUGGCUUUACCAGGACAAUCGGUCAUAGAAUUAACUACGAUCAAACUGGUGUCAGAGUUAUUGCGAUUUGCCCGGGCUUUACAAAAACAGCAUUGGUGGAAAACACACAGUUGAAUACAAGUCUGGAAUUCCAGAACGAAAAAUUUAUUAAUUUUAUGAACAUGAGUGUAUGGAUGGAAGUUGGUGAUCUGGCCAAAGCAGUUGCUGAAAUGUUUGGGAAAGCUGACAGCGGUACGUGUUGGAUAAAAUUUGGAGAUGAACCACUUACAGAACUUCGUGUACCUCCAGAAUUUCGUUCUGAAAACUAUAUUAAAGGCGAACUUUAA